Penicillium expansum is the source of this 834-nucleotide messenger RNA. Its product is annotated as glutathione S-transferase family protein. Lineage: Eukaryota; Fungi; Ascomycota; Eurotiomycetes; Eurotiales; Aspergillaceae. The record is from RefSeq and is a predicted model, not a curated record. Bases 1 to 834 code for a protein of 277 amino acids. The transcript has a single exon.
AUGUCACCCACUACAGCCCCAAUGACCUUCUACGACAUCGCCCUAGCACCCCCCGUCACAAAAUCCGCCGCCUCCCCAAAUCCCUGGAAAAGCCGCUUCGCCCUGAACUUCAAAAACAUCUCCUACAAAACAACCUGGGUGCCCCUACUCGACAUCAGCUCCGUUCGCGGCCCUCUCGACAUCCCCGCCUCCCGCAAAUUCGCCGACGGAUCCCCCUACCAUACCCUCCCCAUCCUCUCAGACCCAGCCACCGGGCGGAUAGUGGGUGACUCCUUUGAAAUCGCGACAUACCUCCAAGAACAAUACCCGUGCUCGGGAGCGGGGGACUUGUUCCCGGCGCAGGAGCUUGAAUUUGUCUUUGUGCACGACAUGGGGCCUUACCCGCCCAUUGCGGAGGCGCAGGUUUCGGAUGGCCCUGCUGUCGCGUACGCGAAGUUCAAUACGAAUGUCGAUGCUUUGUUUAGUGCGAAUGCGCGCGUGAUAGCGCAAGGUUUCCCUUUUGAUCCUGCUGUUGCGGAGGAGUGUAAGGCGAUGUUCUCGAAGAGAGUGGGAGUACCGUGGGAGGCUAUGGCUGUUGGUGCAGAGGAGAGGAUCGAGUUGUUCAAGGCGUUUGAGGAGGCCCUGGGUGAACUUGCGAAGCUGUAUACGACUGAUGUGACUGGGCCAUUUAUUUUGGGAACUAGGGCAAGUUAUGCAGACUUCAUUGUGGGCGGGUGGUUGCGUAUGAGUCGGGCCAUGUUGCCGGGGGAGGAAUGGGAAGCGUUGAAGGGAUGGCAUGGCGGUGUAUUUGGACGGUUGGAUGAGGCGCUGGAGGUAUAUUCGCAGAUGGACUAG